AUGGGCUCAAAGGAUGUCAAUAGUCAGCGACAUCAGCGCCUCUUGCGGAACAUUGAAAUCACAGACAAUGUACACGCUGUUACGGCGAACGAAAUAGCUCGCAACCCCGAUGGCUACGCCCGUCAAACAAGAGCGAAAUUAGCAUACCAUCCUCGUGAUGAGAAAACCGAACUCCAAGUGAAGCCCAAUCUUCAGUGGUCACUACCAGACGAUGCAAAAGAAGCAAACGCACUCAGUUCGCACGUCGAGUUUAUCAAGGUUGACCCUGUGAGAGGCACAUUCAACAAGCAUAUCGUUAAACUGCGAUAUGACCCAAGGAAAUUGCUGAGUUUCGACAACUUGAUCAACAACGCGGCGCCCGAUCCCCAGAAAUACCAUGUUGACUUCGAGAUACGUGAGCCUGAAACUCUUUUCAACAGAAUCGACAACGAGUGUUCCAAGCCAUACAGAUGCGCAAUCGGGGACAGGAGAGAUUACUCAACACAGAGAACGACACCGUCGCUGAAGGACCGCGAAUUCUUUCAAUCUCUGCUUCAUAAAGCCGCUCCUGCAAGCUACUACAAUGGCAACCUACUUCUGGCGUUCAAUGAAGCAGAAGAGCGGGAAAUCACCAACCCCAAGAAAAACAAGUCCAGGAAAGCCCCAUCGAAGAUUGAGUACAUUUACUUCCGUGACCAUGAGAUAAAAACGUGGUAUACAGCGCCGUACCCCGAAGAGUUCAACAAAAACAAGAUUUUGUAUAUCUGCGAGUAUUGCCUCAAGUACAUGAACUCGCGUUACGUUAUACACCGGCACCAAUUAAAAUGUUCGCUUCGCCAUCCGCCUGGGAAUGAAAUCUAUAGAGAAGGAAACAUAUCCAUUUGGGAAGUGGACGGCCGUGAAAAUGUCAUAUAUUGUCAAAAUCUGUGUCUACUGGCCAAACUGUUUCUGAACUCGAAAACUCUCUAUUACGAUGUCGAACCAUUCAUUUUUUAUGUCCUCACCGAACGCGAGGAUACGGGCGAGGAGUCGCAAUUUCAUUUCGUUGGAUACUUUUCGAAAGAAAAGCUGACUUCAACUGAUUACAACUUGAGUUGUAUUUUAACACUUCCAAUUUAUCAAAGAAAAGGAUAUGGUCAUUUUCUUGUUGAUUUCUCAUACCUGCUCACAAGAAGAGAGUAUAAAUGGGGCACCCCUGAAAAGCCUCUGUCAGAUCUUGGACUUCUUUCAUAUCGGAACUUUUGGAAGACAAAGAUAUGCGAAGUCCUGGGAGAGCUGAAGGAAGAAAUUAAUCAUGCAGAGAAGAAGGGCGAGAUUCUGCAUUGUAGUAUUGAAGACCUGUCCAAUCUGACGGGAAUGAUACCAACUGAUGUCGUUUUCGGACUAGAGCAAAUAGGCGCCCUUCAUUACUACAAAGGAGAAAGCAAGCUGCAAUUUGCGAUCAAAAUCGACAAUUGGUCUCUCAUUGAUGAGGUCAACAAUGCUAGAAAGUCUAAGGGCUAUCGUGCUCUUGUGCCAGAAAAAUUGGUUUGGAAGCCAAUGAUAUUUGGCCCCUCCUGUGGCAUCAAUGCUAUGGGGACAAUGAUUGAAACAACAACUGGAGCGGCACGGAGUACGGCUACUGGUCAGCAGAAUGGUAUCGAUACUUUCAAAAAUAGCGUUUCCGUGUUGGUUAAUUUCCUACGGGAUGACAUAGAAGAUCCUAGGAGCAUGGAAGCUAUAUGCCAACAAAAAAUUCAUGACCAGCAAGGGCGCCACUUUGACACUUCCAAAAUAAACCUUAUGACCUUAGCAUUCAACGCGCCUGUAUCUCGCAGGCUAAAAAAUUCUGCAUCUAGCCUUGUUUCGGUUCCUAAUCGUUACGACGAUAAUGAAACUAACAAUAACACGUUCUCAGCUCCCAAUGGCGGCGCUGAUCUGGGUAUUGUAGAUCCAGAGCUACUCGAAGAAACGGAGCAGAUUGAUGAAGAGGAUGAAGAUAAUGACUUGAACGAAACACUUGCAGACGGCGAUACCAUAGGAGACGAAGAAGUUAAAUUCUCAAGCACUUCAGAGGAUGAGGAAGAGGAUGAAGACGAGGAAAUUCCCGGGCGAGGUGUGUCCAGCUCCCAAGGAAGGUUCAGCAGAACUAGGAGUGGACGUGCGAUCAAUAGCCACCGGGUCAUUGACAGCGACGAACAUGAGGAAGAGCAUAUCGCCACAAGACGACUUCGUAGCAUGGACCCACUACUAAAAAAUUUGUAA
Molecule: messenger RNA, 2223 nt
Organism: Lachancea thermotolerans CBS 6340
Lineage: Eukaryota; Fungi; Ascomycota; Saccharomycetes; Saccharomycetales; Saccharomycetaceae
Gene: SAS3
Product: histone acetyltransferase
Exons: 1
Coding region: 1-2223 (740 amino acids)
Biological process (GO): regulation of DNA-templated transcription
Molecular function (GO): histone acetyltransferase activity
Source: RefSeq, a predicted model, not a curated record